This is a messenger RNA of Lottia gigantea (owl limpet), 1512 nucleotides long. RefSeq lists its product as hypothetical. The transcript has 12 exons. The coding region runs from base 1 to 1359 and encodes 452 amino acids. Gene Ontology annotation, cellular component: endoplasmic reticulum. The record is from RefSeq and is a predicted model, not a curated record. Lineage: Eukaryota; Metazoa; Mollusca; Gastropoda; Lottiidae. Gene Ontology annotation, molecular function: protein binding. Gene Ontology annotation, biological process: endoplasmic reticulum unfolded protein response.
AUGUCUGACGAUGGUAAUAAUUCGAUUUCCGUGAUUGCAAUCACUGCAGCAGUUGGCGCAGUUGUUUUUCUUUUUGUUUUGCUUUGCAAUAUUGGUAGAAAAGGGAAAGACAGCGAAAAGGAGACCAAAGAAGAAGUAACAAAAACUGAAAAAUCAGGCCAUGGCAAACAAAAGGAAAACCAGAAGAAAUCUAAAGUUGUAGAAAAGGGUUCAUCGAAGAAAUCAGCCAAUAAUAAUUUCACCCAUCCAUGGUUAUCAACUACCUUAAAGGGACACACUGGUUCUGUUUCUAGUUUUGAUUUUAGUCCAAAUGGAAAAUAUCUUAUUUCUUCUGCAGAAGAUAGAUCAAUAUUUUUAUGGAGUACAAAAGAAUUUCAACAGAAAAUACAUAGAUCAGUCCGUGGAAAUGUAGAAUUAGAUGAAGGUUGUAAAAUAGCUUUUAGUCCAGAUUCAAAAGCAUUUGUGGUCAAGUUAAAAUAUGAGAAUAUAUUAAGAAUUUACCGUCUGGGUAAAAAAGAUGAUAAUAGUUCUGUUACCAUGACUCCAGCUCUAGAUUUUCCUCAGAAACGUUCUGAAGAGAUUAUUAAUAUCAGUAUAGCUAGUAAUGGAAAAUAUAUUUUAACUGUAUAUGAAAAUACUAUUGUCACAUUAUGGGAUAUCAAAGGAGAGCCAAUUGACACUUUAGAUACCUUACUGUUUCAAAAUUAUUAUGGUACUAUUUCUCCUUGUGGAAGGUUUUUUGGUGUAUCUGGUUUUACAUCUGAUGUCAAGGUAUGGGAAGUAAUAUUUGAUAAAGGUGGAAGUUUUAAAGAAUCCAAGCGAGCCUACGAAUUAAAGGGACAUAACUCUGGUGUAAAUUGUUUCAGUUUUUCCAAUGAUUCCUGCAGGGUAGCUACAGUAUCUAAAGACAAUACAUGGAAAUUAUUUGAUACAGAUGUAAAAUUUGAAAUGGAUCAAGAACCUAAGUUGUUGUUUACUGGUACCCUAACACAACCAAUGGACUUGAUAUCAUUAAGUUUAGAUGGUCGAGCUGUAGCCAUGGCUGGAGGAACAACUAUUAUGGCAGCGAAUGCAAUCACUGGUAAAAUAGAAGAAGUAAUGAAAGAUGUACAUACAGAAAAAAUAAGUGCCUUAUCGUUUGAUGUGAGUGGUAAAUAUUUAGCUAGUAGUGGAGAUAGAGUUAUACAUAUCUUACACAAUGUCACUGGUUAUAGAGCUACCAUAAAAGAUUUAAUAGAAAAAGAAAAAGAUGCAAAAUUAGCUGGAGUGAAAGAAAGAUUAAAACAACAAAUAAAAGAGGCUAGAGAUGCAUUAUGUGUUAUAUUAGGUACAGAAAAUGGUCAUGCUGGCUCUAAAUGAAAAUAAAGCAUUCUACAUAAUAGUCAUUUUAUAAACCAUAUUAAAUAUGUUAAAUCAUUUUGUUAAUAUAUUGUGUUUUGAUACGUCCUCGUCAUAUUGACUAUUGUAAACUCAACCGCUGUUAUUUCAAUAUAAAGCUAAGGAUGGUUGAAC